GCAUGCGUUAAAACCUUUCUUUUCUUCUCUUCGCUAUAAAAGUGUGUCACUGUUGUGUCUAACAGCAUUCAAAAAUUCGUCCAAAUGAGUGGAUCCGCAUCCCUAACCGGCGCUUUGGUGAAAUUUUACAAUGAAUACAACGAAAAGACAAGUCAAAAAACGAAACUGAUCGAUGCUUACCUCAUGUACAUAAUGUUCACUGGAAUUUUUCAAUUCUGCUAUUGUCUACUUGUUGGCACCUUUCCUUUCAACUCGUUUUUAUCUGGCUUUAUAUCAUGUGUAGGAUCCUUUGUGUUGGCUGUCUGCCUGAGAAUCCAAACCAAUUCAGCAAAUGGAAAUGAUUUCAAAGGAAUCACCGAAAGAUCCUUUGCAGACUUCAUCUUUGCCAGCAUCGUGUUGCAUCUUGUUGUCAUGAACUUCAUUGGCUGGCGUGUAUGAACUUUGACAAAAUUGUAUUUGAUGCAAACAAUGUGAUGAAAAAAUUAAAUGUAGGUAAUGAAA
Molecule: messenger RNA, 501 nt
Organism: Xenia sp. Carnegie-2017
Lineage: Eukaryota; Metazoa; Cnidaria; Anthozoa; Malacalcyonacea; Xeniidae
Product: dolichyl-diphosphooligosaccharide--protein glycosyltransferase subunit DAD1-like
Biological process (GO): protein N-linked glycosylation
Cellular component (GO): membrane; oligosaccharyltransferase complex
Source: RefSeq, a predicted model, not a curated record